AUGACCACCUUUGCUGGAAAGCAGAUUGUACAAUAUGGCCUUACUGAAGUCUAUUCGGCGUCAGAUCCUCUUGUCGACAUUGUCUUCGUGCAUGGAUUGAACGGGCAUCCCCACGAUACUUGGUCCACGAAGAAGCCCGACGUCUUCUGGCCUGCUGAUCUCCUACCUGCGGCCCUUGAAGACCAAAGACCCCGAAUUUUGACCUACGGCUAUGAUGCGAAUGUGACCGCCUUUACAGAUGGUGUUUCCAAGGAUAAGAUACACAAUCAUGCAGAACAUCUUGUGAGCCGUUUGGUGGCCAACAGGUCGUUGAGGAAAGCGACCGAAAGACCCAUAAUAUUUGUCUGUCACUCCCUUGGAGGCUUGGUGGUCAAGAGAUGUUUGAUAUACAGCCAGAGCAUUCGACACCACCAACAUACCGAACGGCUACGGUCAAUUUACAUCAGCACAUAUGGCAUUCUCUUCCUUGGAACUCCUCACAAUGGUUCUGACCUGGCAAGAUGGGGUUCGCUACUCGAAAAGAUCUGUGCCGUAGCACUGCCGAAGAAGUUCUUCGAUACGUCACCACAACUUGUGCAGGCCCUGCAAACCAACAACGAGACAUUGCAAAAUAUCAACAGGCUAUUUGUAGAGAUCAUAGGCCGGUUCCACAUCUACUUCUUCCAUGAGUCAAAGCCCACCGAUCUGAAAGGAACUCGCUCGUUUGUCGUUGAGGAGGAUUCUGCGGCUCCCGUCAUUGAAGGAGUUGAAAGAAUGGGCAUCGAGAAAGACCACAGCCAUAUGUGCAAGUUCGAGGACGAAUCGAGCCCUGGUUAUGAUGUCGUCGCCGAGGCUGUUCAAAGAUAUGCCACCCGGUCCCAGUCGCUCAUCCGCUCCCGCUGGGAGGAAGAAAAGCGAGUCGCUGAGUUCGAAAGGCAGGCAGUUGCCCGUGAAUUAUUGGGUGAUAGCAUCUUUCAGAUGAGUGUAGGGGCUUCGGGUAUAGCCACACCAUCUGCAGUUGCGCAGACGAUGGAGUCAAAUUCAAUGAGUGCGCCUCCUCCCAAGCAGAUCUCCGCGUCAACUUCACCUCAGUAUGAGGUUGAAGAAGUCGAGGAUAAUUUAGUAACUGCUCCUCGUUGA
Fonsecaea erecta is the source of this 1119-nucleotide messenger RNA. RefSeq lists its product as hypothetical. The transcript has 5 exons. The record is from RefSeq and is a predicted model, not a curated record. NCBI's taxonomy places the organism in Eukaryota, Fungi, Ascomycota, Eurotiomycetes, Chaetothyriales, Herpotrichiellaceae. The coding region runs from base 1 to 1119 and encodes 372 amino acids.